CAUAUCCAUUUCAUUUUCAUACACUCCCGUGUUUGUGAAGAACUAUUUUGUUAAGUAAAAUUAAGAUUACGUCUUGUAAAAGGAAAUUAUUUAAAAGAUGGAAAAAUUGAAAAAUAUCGACGUGAAUUCAGUGAUCUGGAAAUCUAUUAAAGGAGAUGGGCUUAAUUUGGAAUAUACUGUGCCCAUAAAUAAAAGUAUAGCUAGUGAGAUUUUUAGAGAACUCGAAAGUACUUUAGAAUAUUUCACCGGAGAUCUGUCUCAAAUAAAAGUAUUUGGAAAGGUUUACCCCUUACCGCGUCAGCAGGUAGCUUACGGCGAUCCAGGGAUAACUUACACAUACUCUGGAACAACAGUUCCUGCAUUGCCUUGGCCAGCACCCGUGUUGGCUUUGCGAGACUUUCUGCUAGCUCUCAAAGGCGUUAAAUAUGACUUUGUUUUGGUUAACAAAUACAGAAGUGGUACUGAUCAUAUGGGUGAGCAUAGAGAUAAUGAACCGGAGCUAGAUCCUACUGCGCCUAUAGCGUCCAUUUCCUUUGGACAAGAGAGGACUUUCGUACUCAAGCAUAGAGAUGCACGGAAACCAGGGAAAGAUAAGAAGCCGAUACCUCCAGUGAAACUGGAAUUGGAGCACGGCAGCAUACUACUAAUGAACCCACCCACAAAUGAAAUAUGGUAUCACUCUCUUCCGACUCGAAAAAAGUUAUUGGGUGCAAGAAUAAAUUUAACGUUUAGAAAAAUGAUCAUUAAACGUCAUUAAUUAGAAUCUAGCAGCGAUAAUGAACGUUGUGUGAUAGACAAUAUUUUUUGUAAGCAGAAUGCCAUUGUUCCUUUGUCAACAUUCAAUGUCGAUGACGUUUAAAAAAAAAACAAAUGUCAAAUAAUAAUGAUUUGUUGUGUGUGUCGAUGUUACAA
Molecule: messenger RNA, 912 nt
Organism: Trichoplusia ni (cabbage looper)
Lineage: Eukaryota; Metazoa; Arthropoda; Insecta; Lepidoptera; Noctuidae
Product: DNA oxidative demethylase ALKBH2-like
Exons: 5
Coding region: 98-757 (219 amino acids)
Biological process (GO): DNA repair
Source: RefSeq, a predicted model, not a curated record